Colletotrichum lupini is the source of this 1326-nucleotide messenger RNA. RefSeq lists its product as uncharacterized. Gene Ontology annotation, cellular component: endoplasmic reticulum. The record is from RefSeq and is a predicted model, not a curated record. NCBI's taxonomy places the organism in Eukaryota, Fungi, Ascomycota, Sordariomycetes, Glomerellales, Glomerellaceae. The transcript has 2 exons. The annotation marks the transcript as partial.
AACAGCGUGCAGGCGGAGCACUGUGAGCUCGACAUCCUCGACGCACGCCGCAGCUUGGUGAGAGAGCAGCAAGCAGCAAACAGUCGCAUCCACAUCCUCCUCCCCUCCACGACAUCAUCACCGAAUCCCCAUCUACGAGCUCCAACCACAUCAGACGACACCAUGAAGCUCUCCGUAGGGCUUGCGGCUGCCCUGACCGGCGUCGCGACCGCGCUCUCUUCGGACCAGCCCGCUGACGUAUAUCUCCUGCAAUCGAAGCAGUCUUCGAGCUCCGAUAUUCCAUCAUUACCACGACAGAUUGCCCGCCUUAUCCUCCUCCAACGCCUGUCACCCGAGGGUCAACAUGCAUCCUGGGAUCUUCCCGAGUCUAUCUCCAACGAGAACGCUGUCAGCUACUUGAACGAGUUCGGCAAGGCCCCUCAGGGCCUCUUCAGCAAUGCCGUCUCCACAAACCCGUCGCAGCUCGUCGUCAUGCUCGAGGGCAUCACUGCCGACGAUGCCAAGACGCUCCAGAAGUCUCUUGCUACCUCUGGACCUAGCUUCAGAGUUGGAGAUGCUCCCUCCAUCACGGCCAAUGAUAUGCUGCUGGCCAACGACUUGCCGUCGGUUGGCGUCACCGCAAAGAACUGUGCUUUCGAUAAGGCCAUCAACCCCUUUGCCGAACAAUGUUGGAGUGGCAAGUCCUCUGUCGUCAGAUAUGAUACCAAGAAGGACUCGUCAAUCCUCGUGUCCCUCACUGAGAACGCCACCCUUCUCAAGCAGCUUGCUGCCAAUGGCGAGAUGGAAACCAUCAUCAUCGCGAUGCCCGAGUCAUCUCGCAACUCCAAGUUGCGUCAUUGGUCCUCAAAGCCCGAGGAGCUCCGUCGCCGCCAAGCCGAGGAAGUCAUGACUAUGACCGAGACUGACGACCACGAUCCGCCCGCACCCACUACGCCAGUCCAGAGCACGGCGCCAUUCGUUGGAAAUGCCGAGAGGGGUACUAUCCCUUCUUGCUUUGGCUCGCAGGAUGCCUGUGUUAAGGCCACUGGUAAUUGUUCGGGCCACGGUGAGUGCUUGAACAAGUACGCCAAAGCGGAUGGCCAGUCAGCCGGAAAGGAAUGCUUCUCCUGCAUGUGCCUCGGAACUAAGAACGAGACCACUGGCAGCGUCACUCACUGGGGCGGCAGGACUUGCAGCAAGAUUGACGUCAGCGUUCCCUUUUGGCUGUUCGUCGGCUUCGGUAUUGCCAUGGUCGGUACCCUGACCUUUGCUAUUGGUCUGCUCUUCAGUGUUGGCGAGGAGAAGCUUCCGGGUGUCAUUGGUGCUGGCGUCUCCAAGACCAAAUAA